This is a messenger RNA of Amoebophrya sp. A25, 543 nucleotides long. NCBI's taxonomy places the organism in Eukaryota, Dinophyceae, Syndiniales, Amoebophryaceae. The record is from the annotation of a GenBank genome assembly.
CAGCCUUUGCGGAUGACCGACUCGAGAGGGCAAAUGGCUGAGUUCGAGUAGUUUCUGGUUGCUCGGGAAAAAUGUUUCCGCAAGAACGUAAAUAUGAUGUAAUCAUGGAUCUGCGUUAUACGGCGGUGAAGGGAUGAUCAUUGAAAGAUAGGUGUGAUCUAUGUAUACUGUCUCUUCGGCAGUUGCAGUUGUAGCAGGGUCAGUGUUAGCGCAUUCGCUUUCGCAUAAAGAACAAAUUCUAACCAAAUCAAAGGCAAGUCCAAGAUCAAUAUCAAAACCAACAGCAGAAACCCAUUACUUGUUUUUUUCGCUCGUAUGCAACUACCAUCACGUGGCCCUUCAUCUUUCGACGUAACAAGCAAGGCUUAACUUUUUUCGUGUUUCCGAUUUCUUUGACAUCUUGAAUCUUUCCGGUCCAGUGGGCAGGAAAGGCUAGAACAAAAUGACAUCUCUACGACAUGUAUUUGAGAGCACAAGACCAAGACAGAUGAAAAAGAAAUACGCGGAUUUUAUGGAACUUACUGGACAUAUUUUUUAUUUUAG